GAAGCAUUUACCUGCGGGAAGCAUUUGCCUAAGUGUCCUCCGCCCUGGACAGAGAAGUCAUGCUGAGAGGAAGCCCUGUGUCUCUAAGAAAUAUUGAAAAGCCUUUAGCUAGAUGACGGCUUUCUCAGCAUUGCUGGAGGAAAACAAGUGAACUUUGCAAAAACAACAUUGACUAUUAGUAAAACUUACCCUUGGAAGAAAGGUUUAUACCGAUAAAGUUCUCUUAAACUUUCUCCCCUGCUCUGCAUUUGAAUGAAUAGUCAGACCCAGAGAGAAGCCUUAGAACCGUAAGAAAUGUGGAGACAUCCUCAGUCAGGAGCAAACCCUCCUUCAUCCAAACUUUCGUAUUGGAGAUAAACGCUGUGAAUGUGAUAAAGCUUCUAUUCAGAUGUCACACCUCAGUCAGCAGAGGAUUUUAAGUGGGGGAAGCCCCUUUGCCUGUAAGGUAUGUGGAAAACUCUUUAGCCACAAGUCGAAUCUUACAGAGCACGAGCAUUUUCAUAAUAGAGAGAAGCCUUUCGAAUGUAACGAGUGUGGGAAAGCCUUUAGCCAGAAGCAGUAUGUCAUUAAGCAUCAGAACACUCACACCGGAGAGAAGCUGUUCGAGUGUAAUGAUUGCGGAAAAUCCUUUAGCCAGAAGGAAAACUUGCUUACCCAUCAGAAGAUUCACACUGGAGAGAAGCCUUUUGAGUGCAAAGACUGUGGGAAAGCCUUCAUUCAGAAGUCAAACCUUAUCAGACAUCAGAGAACUCACACGGGAGAGAAGCCCUUCAUAUGUAAGGAGUGUGGGAAAACCUUUAGCGGCAAAUCAAAUCUUACUGAGCACGAGAAGAUUCAUAUAGGUGAGAAACCCUUUAAGUGUAAUGAGUGUGGAACAGCGUUCGGCCAGAAGAAGUACCUGAUAAAGCAUCAGAACAUCCACACCGGAGAGAAACCGUAUGAGUGCAAUGAGUGCGGAAAGGCCUUCUCUCAGCGAACGUCACUCAUUGUGCACGUGAGAAUUCAUUCAGGCGAUAAGCCGUAUGAAUGCAAUGUAUGUGGGAAAGCCUUCUCUCAGAGUUCGUCUCUAACCGUGCAUGUGAGGAGUCACACAGGUGAGAAACCCUAUGGCUGCAAUGAAUGUGGGAAGGCCUUUUCUCAGUUCUCAACCCUGGCCCUGCAUCUGAGAAUCCACACAGGUAAGAAGCCUUAUCAGUGCAGUGAGUGUGGGAAGGCCUUCAGCCAGAAGUCCCAUCACAUCAGACACCAGAAAAUCCAUACUCACUAAACGCUCUGUGAAUGUCUUCAGUACGGGGAAGUAUUCAUUAGCAGUCUACACCUCGUGGUACAUCAUUUGGUCAUUCUGAGGCUGAGCACCAUAAAUUAGCCAAACAUUUAAUGUACGAUGCUGUGAACACUGGAGAACUCCUACUGAAGGGAAAGAAGUGUGUGUGAUCAAAAGCCUGCACUCGGCAAAGCAGCAGGAAAGAAAAGCAGUGCUGAACCGUGAACACGGUCGUCUACAAUGGAGACUGGCAAACAGGUCCUGCCGACGGCUGUCAGCGUAGAUCUGCAGGUCUUCACAGUUAGUGAGGACAGACAUUAGAGAAUGCUAACUACAUUUACCAGGACUUAGAAUAUGAAAAUAAUUGCUUCAGCUGAACACCAAGACUAUGUUUGGAGGUAAAUUAUUCUCUGAGGAGCAAACCUGCACACCACAAACUAUAACCUGAUAGUAAAAGUAAAAUAUAUGGAUAUUGAAAGUAGAAAUAUAGAAAUGCUGUACAUCAUACAAGGUUGACUUUGGAGAGGGAAAACAUUCCUUGUAACAUUUGAAAAUACUUGGGAAGUCUCAUGAGUAUUUAUGCUCCGGAGGCGAGGCACCAGGAAAUUUACCAUGACUUUAGUUUAGAGCAGCCCAGAGUUAGCACUGAACUGCCGGUUGGGACUGGAUGAGGAAGCACUCGGACUCCUUCGCAGACAUUGGCAGGUGCGGCAGCUGGGGUGUGAGUGACUGGAGGACGGAAAGUGCUGUGGGGAGACUCAGUUUACAGGAGGAUGCGUACAGUACAGUGACUCUCAAGUUAAACCUCCUCCGAGCUCCUGUCACGGCACAUGUGCACAUGUAUGUAAAUGAGAUGCAUCGGAAGGAUGCGGACCAACUGCUGAGAGUGAGGAAGGGAGGCGGGAGGGGGAGGGCGGGCUUCAGCUUUCAUACAAGCAUUCGUUCUCUUAAAGACGCAGGUAAAUAUAUGAAGAUAUUGGCUAAUUUUCAGUUGUGUUAUAUGAAUAUCAUGUCUUAUUUUUUGUACUUUUCUGUAUUUUUCAAAAUAAGAACGGAGGUAAUGGCGGGAACUCUGCACCUGUAGAGCUGUUAUAGUUGUUUAAUUCCCAAUCAAAUACUGAGCUUUUAUAGAGAUAUUUCUAAAACUUUAACAUGACAGUGAGUGGAUGGACUUGGCACUCUAUGUAAUGAAAUUAUCUAUUUUAUUAAAAUUUAAAAUGACAGCAUA
Rattus rattus (black rat) is the source of this 2492-nucleotide messenger RNA. RefSeq names its product zinc finger protein 146 (gene Znf146). The transcript is spliced from 3 exons. The coding region runs from base 389 to 1267 and encodes 292 amino acids. Lineage: Eukaryota; Metazoa; Chordata; Mammalia; Rodentia; Muridae. Gene Ontology annotation, molecular function: DNA-binding transcription factor activity, RNA polymerase II-specific; RNA polymerase II cis-regulatory region sequence-specific DNA binding. The record is from RefSeq and is a predicted model, not a curated record. Gene Ontology annotation, biological process: regulation of transcription by RNA polymerase II.